Molecule: messenger RNA, 1715 nt
Organism: Cucurbita moschata (crookneck pumpkin)
Lineage: Eukaryota; Viridiplantae; Streptophyta; Magnoliopsida; Cucurbitales; Cucurbitaceae
Product: cytochrome P450 89A2-like
Exons: 2
Coding region: 10-1563 (517 amino acids)
Cellular component (GO): membrane
Molecular function (GO): oxidoreductase activity, acting on paired donors, with incorporation or reduction of molecular oxygen, NAD(P)H as one donor, and incorporation of one atom of oxygen; iron ion binding; heme binding
Source: RefSeq, a predicted model, not a curated record
AAAGGAAAAAUGAAUUGGAUUGUGUUCAUAAUUGUAUCCAUUUUCAUUUCCUUUCUUGUAAAGUUGGUUCUUUUCCCUUUGAGGAGUGGCCCUUACAAGCUCCCACCAGGGCCAACCGCCUUCCCCAUACUCACAAACUUCAUAUGGCUACGCCAGUCGCCUCUUGCAAUUGAAUCUGUGCUGCGCAGUUUCGUGGCCAAAUAUGGCCCCAUCAUCACCAUCCAUGUCGGACCGUCCCCGGCCAUCAUCAUCGCCGAUCGCUCCAUCGUCCACAAAGCCCUCGUCCAAAAUGGCGCCAUCUUCGCCGACCGCCCUCGAGCUCUCUCCAUCAAUCGGAUCACGGCCUCGGGCAACCUCGACAACAUCACCUCCGCCCCUUAUAGCCCUACUUGGCGUCUCCUCCGCCGUAAUCUUGCAGGGGUAAUGCUUCACCCUUCGCGGGUCAGGGCUUAUUCCCGAGUCCGUAAAAGGGUGUUGGACAUCCUCGUCACUCGUCUUGAAACUCGACAGGAAUCGGACACCUUAGUUGUUCAACAUUUUCAAUUUGCUACGUUUUGUUUGUUGGCUUUGAUGUGCUUUGGAGAUGAGCUGAAUGAGACACAAAUCUUGGAAAUUCAUCAAGUUCAACGUGAGAUUGUUGUCAAUUUGCAACGCUUUCUUAUACUCAAUUUGUGGCCUAAAUUGAUGAAGAUUUUGCUUCGUAAGCGUUGGAAGGAAUAUUUACAACUCAAGAACAAACAGCAUGAGGUUCUCAUCCCGGUAAUCAAGGCACGAGAGAAGGUCAAACAUGAAAUAACAAAAGAAGGAGAAGAAAAAGAAGAGAAUUUGGUAUCAUAUGUUGAUACAUUGAUUGAUUUGCAGCUCAUCGACCAAAAAAGAAAGCUUAAUAAUGAAGAAAUAGUAAAUUUAUGCUCGGAGUUUCUAAAUGCUGGGACCGACACGACAACGACGACAUUGCAAUGGAUCAUGGCGAAUUUAGUGAAAAACCCACAAAUCCAACAGAAACUUUUCGAAGAGAUCGAUGGAAUUAUGAAAUCUAGUACGACACGACAUGAAUUACGAGAGGAAGAGGUAAAGGAAGAAGAUUUAGGGAAGCUUCCAUAUUUGAAAGCUGUGAUUCUAGAAGGGUUACGACGACACCCGCCGGGGCAUUUCAUCUUGCCCCAUGCAGUGAAAGAAGACACGACGUUGGAGAACUACUUCAUACCGAAAAACGGGACGGUGAAUAUCAUGUCGGGAGAUAUGGGAUGGGAUCCGGAAGUAUGGGAGGAUCCGAUGACGUUUAAGCCAGAGAGGUUCGUGAGCGGCGACGGAGAGGCGUUGUCGACGAUGUUCGAUAUAACCGGGAGCAAGGAGAUUAAAAUGAUGCCGUUCGGGGUCGGGAGGAGGAUAUGUCCGGGGUAUGGUUUGGCAAUGCUUCAUUUGGAAUAUUUUGUAGCAAAUUUGGUAUGGAGAUUUGAGUGGAAAGCUGUGGAAGGAGAUGAAGUUGAUUUAUCAGAGAAGAUGGAAUUCACCAUUUGGAUGAAGAACCCUCUCAAAGCACAAUUACGUCCAAGGUUUUAGGACAAUAUUAUAUAGUUAAUUACUAUUUUGUUCACUUUGUUACUAUGUUGUUCAAGGGUAUUAUAGUCUUUUCCUACUCAUCGGGAAAAGUGAUUUAUGUUCGUAAGAGAUCAAAAUUGCAAUGAAAUGAAGUCGAUUUUAUAUUUUUCGGG